AUGUGUAAAAGAUAUAGCUCAAAGAACAUAGAAGUUAUAAGUCCCCCUCUUCCAGAAAAUAGAGUAAAGGAUGCUGCGGUGUUUCUGAUAACUGGCGUUGAUAUGGCUGGACCUUUAUUCCUUAAAGACAAGAAGAGCUGGGUUCUAAUUUUUACUUGUGAAGUAGGAAGAUGCACAACAAUAUACUGCGAUAAUGGUUCCAAUUUUGUUGGAGCAGCCAACUAUUUAAAACAACUGGAUUGGAACCGUAUCCAAAAUUAUGGAGCAAUAAACUCUAUUGACUGUAAGUUUAAUCCUCCAACUGCUGCCUGGUGGGGCGGAGGGUGGGAGAGAUUAAUUAGAAUUUUAAAAGAUCUUUUGAAGAAAGUAUUAGGACAGGCACGUCUCAAUUAUGAGGAGAUGAUAACGGUUUUGGCAGACUGCGAGCGUGUAAUCAACUCAAGACCUCUAACUUACAUUUGCGAAGAGGAAGCUAUAAAACCAAUUUCUCCAUCGAUGUUCAUACAAGAUGUGCAUGAAUGCAAUCUUCCUGAUAUAGAUGCUGUAGAGCAAAAUUCUGUGAGCAAUAGAUUCAAAUAG
Argiope bruennichi is the source of this 579-nucleotide messenger RNA. RefSeq lists its product as uncharacterized. The transcript has 2 exons. The record is from RefSeq and is a predicted model, not a curated record. Gene Ontology annotation, molecular function: nucleic acid binding. Bases 1 to 579 code for a protein of 192 amino acids. Lineage: Eukaryota; Metazoa; Arthropoda; Arachnida; Araneae; Araneidae.